GGGAGCGGGAUUUCACAUUUUAUUCCAAAUUAUGAUGUAUUCGGGAGCCAGUGCUGGCUUGGAUGGGCGAACAGAGCCCAAUCGGCUGCUGCUCUGUCCGGAGGUCAGUCUGCGCCUCGGUGUUUGAAGGGUUCGUUGGUGAGUGGGAAGCUCUUCCAAGCUGGAAGCUGAGCAGCGCUCGCAGAGGCCCGCGCCUUCAAGCCGGCAGCCGCGGGCUUGGGUUCGCGCCGCACUCCGGCUUCGCCCUUUUCUGGUCAGUUUCACGGGUGCGGCCGGCCGCAGUGGUCUAGAAGAGAGGCCUGACCGCCCAGGACCACACAGCAGCCCAACUAACUGCUAGCCUUUCAGCGAGAGAGGGGGAAAGCAAAGACCCCUGGCUACAACCUUGACCCCUCUCCUCCAGCAGAGGAGUGAAGGUCCUGUUCAGAGGGGCCAGUCUCUCUAAAUAUGUCCCAGGAUGACCGAGCGGCCGCCGAGCGAGGCGGCACGCAGUGACCCCCCGCUAGAGGGACGGGAAGCGGCCGAGGCCCGCAUGGCCCCCCCGCACCUGGUCCUGCUGAACGGCGUCACCAAGGAGACGAGCCGCGCGGCCCCAGCCGAGCCCCCGGUCAUCGAGCUGGGUGCUCGCGGCGGCCCGGGGGGCGGCCCCACCGGUGGGGGCGGCGCCGCGAGAGACUUAAAGGGCCGAGACGCGGCGGCGGCCGAAGCGCGCCAUCGGGUGCCCACCACCGAGCUGUGCAGACCUCCCGGACCCGCCCCGGCGCCCGCGCCCACCUCGGCCCCGGCGGAGCUGCCAGGCGACGGCCGCAUGGUGCAGCUGAGCCCGCCGGCGCUGGCGGCCCCCGGCGGCCCCGGCCGCGCUCUGCUCUACAGCCUCAGCCAGCCGCUGGCUUCACUCGGCAGCGGUUUCUUUGGGGAGCCUGAUGCCUUUCCCAUGUUCACCACUAACAAUCGAGUGAAGAGGAGACCCUCCCCCUACGAGAUGGAGAUUACUGAUGGUCCCCACCCCAAAGUAGUGCGGCGGAUAUUCACCAACAGCCGGGAGCGAUGGCGGCAGCAGAAUGUGAAUGGGGCAUUUGCUGAGCUCCGCAAGCUGAUCCCCACGCAUCCCCCAGACAAGAAGCUCAGCAAAAAUGAGAUCCUCCGCCUAGCCAUGAAGUACAUCAACUUCCUGGCCAAGCUGCUUAAUGACCAGGAGGAGGAGGGCACCCAGCGGGCCAAGCCUGGCAAGGACCCCGUGGUGGGGGCGGGCGGAGGCGGGGGUGGAACAGGGGUUGGCGCUCCUCCAGAUGACCUCCUGCAGGACGUGCUUUCCCCCAACUCCAGCUGCGGCAGCUCCCUGGAUGGGGCAGCCAGCCCGGACAGCUACACCGAGGAGCCGGCACCCAAGCACACGGCCCGCAGCCUCCAUUCUGCCCUGCUGCCCGCCAGUGAUGGGGCUGGCCCCCGGUGAUGGGUCUGGGGUCACCCAGGACCAACUGGGAGAGGACCCCUAGGCCACUGGGAUGGUGAGCUUUAGGGCAAGUGAGAUGAGAAACAGGGCAAUGGACUUUAUGAAAUUCCCUUGCGCUCUGAACUUUGGGAAGCCCUAAGGCUGGCUUUUCUGUUUCCUGCCUCAGUAGGAGAACAGGAAAAUGGAGCAAAGUGGUAGGUACUUUUUCUGAAGAUGGCACGGUCUUCCCCCUCCCCCAAACCCUAAGACUUCCUAAGAGAGAGGCUCAAGUGUCACUGUUUGGCCUGGAGUUUGGAGCCUUGUCUUGGCUGACACCUGGAGUUGUCUGCUGUGUCAUCUGAUGUAUCCAGCAGUCUCUGCCUUGCCAUUAGCCCCUCCCAAGCUGGCUGGGUGUAUUUUGUGGCUGCUUCUGUCCAAAUAUAUAGGUACCCAAUGACUGCCCAUUUCUUGAGCCCUGUCUUCACCCAGGCCCAUGUUGAUCCAUCCAGCUUGCCAGCUGCUGCGGAGAGUCACAAGCCUUGAGGUGCCUUCUUCAGGGCCUGGUUGAAGAAGCUGGCCAUUGGACAGCCUGCUCUGGACUAGCUGGGCCAGAGGGUCAGGAAACCCAGUAGCCCUUACUUCUUGCCCUGGGGAUCAAAGUUCUUUCUCCCCACUGAGACUUGCCUUCCUAUCCUGUGGUUGUGGAGAUGGAGUCUGCAGCCUUGAGCAUGCCCUGUUGGGCUUUGUGUGAAGGCAAAGAAAGGGAAAAUGAUAUGAGAGUGAAAAUGAGCAAGAGAUUUUGGGUAUGUGGGCUUCGAAUCCAGCUCAUCCCUGUUUGUGCUGGUGAGCAAAUGCCAGUGUGCUAGUAGGCACCUGUUGGUGCUGAAAGGAGAAGGGCAACCCCAUGCACAUUCUCCUAGAAGCUUAGAGGGUGUUCCCUGCUGCAAGAUGUCUGCUAAUAGUCUGGUCUUCUGAAUGAAUUGAGCACAAACUGUCCUAUGAAUUAUUUGUAUUUAAAUUUUUUUUUCUUAAUUCAGUUAUUGGUGGAAUCUUUAGGUCUGGAUAUGAACCAGGACACAACCCCACUUCUAGGGCAUGGGAAAUCCAAUCAGAGACCAGGCUCUGGCUAAACAUAUGCACAUUCAUCUAGCAGAACUUUAAGUACCCUGUGAUUGUGCAGCUUUUAGUCAUCAAGGGUGUGUAGGGGAGGUUGAUGUAUUGCAACAGAAGUGUCCCCUCCAAAAGUUGUACAUGACACUUUUGUAAAUCAAAUCCUUAUCCUUCAUGUUUUAAAGAAAUAACUACUGCAAGUUCUUUUGUGUAGUGAAGAAUCCUUUUGUAGUGUGAACGACUACCCCUUUGUUUAUCCCCGUGUCAAUCCAGGUGGUGGGACAUAGUUUUCUGCCUGUGAUGCAUUUCUAAGCCCAUGAAACAAACUGCACAGAAGUCCUCUGUAUUUGUCAUUGUACUUUAAGUCACCUUUCCCACCAGGCUCUGCCUUUGAGGUCAGAGAAAAUAUCCUGUCAUGCAAGAACCCAUCACUGUGGCUGCUGGAAAGCGCCUUUCCUGUUCUGAGUUUGGGCCCAGUAGCUUACCCCCGCUGUGAUGAGGCCUCCAGUACAGCCCUAUGCAGAAAAGAAAUGAUCCAAGCUCCCCUCCCUCCCUUUUAAGUUGUGAGGUCCAGUUCUUGGCCAUGGGGACAAUAUGGUUGAUCAUAGAAGCACGCUGACUCUCCAUCUCACUUCAAACACCCCAAAUCAUAUUUUGAUGAACACGAGGGUUGGUUCUUUGCCAAUGCUUAGAAGUUUCUGUCAGGAGUCUCACCUAUGUAAAAAUGGAGCAACUGUCCUGGGCUCUAAGGCUGUGUUUGCUUCUCAGUGGAUUAACCUUGACGUGGGAAUGAAAGUGGUUACGUGUGGAUGAGUGGUUGGGUGGAUGGGUUUUGUGAGAUGGGUCACACAUUCUAUUGGGAACUCAAGAAUCCAGUUCCCCUUUCUCUUAGACUUGCAGCAUGACUGGGAUAAGGUACCCAAGUGUCAGUUUUUCAUAAAUACCCUGGCUUGUCCUGUCUCCUAGGGCAGCUGUGUGGAUUGAAUGCAGUUGUGAAACUGGAAGUGUUUUGAGACCACAAAGCUGCUGCCGGCUGGGGUGUAGCUCAGUGGUAGAGCACUUUCCUAGCAUGCUCAAGGUCCUGGGUUCCAUCCCCAGAACUAGGAAAAAAAAAUAUCUCUGUUGCCCUCAGUACCAAUCCUGCUGUGGGGUUCCCAGCCUGAGUCCAGGCCUGGGGAGUGAACAAGUGGGUAAUUUAAGUUUUUUUUUACACCACUUUUGCCUGAUUUAUCCAGACCUUCCUCAUUUCUCCAGAUUGUCUGAAUUUCUGUCUCAUUCCAAGGCAAGGGACAGGAGUGAGAGAGGAAAAGAGAUUUGGGAACAUGGGCAGGCUAUGUAAAAUGUAAUGGGGCUACCCACAAAGAGGCCUGGACAGAGAAGAGCUUGGUUUUAGGUCUUUGUAAGAACUAAACAAGAUCUAUAAUUUCUAUUUCCAUCUUUCGUACUCCAGGGCUUUCUCUUUCUUUGCCUCUUUCUUGCCCAUGAAGAAAUGGCAACACUCCAAGAAUAUCCUUAAUAUCUGUGUGAAAAGGAAAAAAAAAAUGUAAAGUUCAACAUUUUGAGGCAAACAAAGAUGAAUGUAACUAGAGGGAAUCCCAUCUUUUAAGAAGAACUCACACAGUUUUAUUUGUAGUGGCAAAUGACAAGAUGGUACAACUUUUAUCCUUUUCUAAAAAUAAAGCAAAGGGCACAACAUCCGUAGUCAGCCGACAGCUCUAUCGGCCAUUUGGGUGGGUCUCUCCGUACUUGUGAUUUCAGUGGUACGUGACCCUCUGCCGAGGCUUGCCCCUGCCCGUGUACAUAGUGCCGUGUUUCUGUGGGCGGGCCCAGCACUUUCGGUCAAUGUUGUACUGUAUGUGAUGAAUUGCGUUGGUCUCUGCGUUUUUCUGCAGAAGAGGAGUAACCACUCCGGUACCUUGACCUUUGUACAGCCUAGAGGCCAACACUGUGGGUGUGUGACUAGCAAAAAACCCAUGUGGUGAUGAUGAUGUGUGUACAUAUAUAAGGUUAUAUGGGGAAGAUUUCUAAAUAAAAGUUUUAC
Molecule: messenger RNA, 4583 nt
Organism: Sciurus carolinensis (gray squirrel)
Lineage: Eukaryota; Metazoa; Chordata; Mammalia; Rodentia; Sciuridae
Gene: Tal1
Product: TAL bHLH transcription factor 1, erythroid differentiation factor
Exons: 5
Coding region: 458-1453 (331 amino acids)
Biological process (GO): regulation of transcription by RNA polymerase II
Molecular function (GO): RNA polymerase II cis-regulatory region sequence-specific DNA binding; protein dimerization activity; DNA-binding transcription factor activity, RNA polymerase II-specific
Source: RefSeq, a predicted model, not a curated record